Vigna radiata var. radiata (mung bean) is the source of this 1569-nucleotide messenger RNA. RefSeq lists its product as uncharacterized. The record is from RefSeq and is a predicted model, not a curated record. The coding region runs from base 1023 to 1289 and encodes 88 amino acids. Lineage: Eukaryota; Viridiplantae; Streptophyta; Magnoliopsida; Fabales; Fabaceae. The transcript has 2 exons.
UGUGAAACAUGAUAAACACAAUUGCACAAGUGGUUGUUUUUGUGAUGUAAAUAUUGAUUUGUUAAUCAACUUAAAAAAGGGGAUCUUUGGUGUGAAAAAGAGAUUUUGCCAUUCCGGUCUAGCGUAAAGCAAUUAUUUUUCGCCGUUGCAGGAAAAGAUGACAAAUAUCAUAAGUUGCAGCACAACUGAUUCACUGGAUGUUUGUGAAAGCAAGUUUGAACACAUAUAGCUUGAAAAUAAGAAUAACUAUAUUAAGAUAAAAAAAUAUUUGAGCUAUUAGUGCUAACGGAACAAGUGAGAUUGUAAGAUUAUUAACAGGUUUAAAUCUCUUUUUGGUUCCUAAUAAGUUAUAAGCAGAUGUUCAGUUUAGUUCUCGUUUUUUGAUUUGAAAUAAUGUUUUUGGUUUCUAUCUUUAGAUUGUUCUGAUUUGUUUCUUGAUAAUAACAGUAAAUUGCUCAUUGUACUUUGAAAAUUGUUCUUUGUAUUUUGACCAUGAACAUAAAAAAAGGAUUUAUUUGAUAUAUCUUUUAUAACUUAGGAAUCAAAUGUUUAUAUUUUUAAAAGUGGGAACUAAACUGAACAUCCGCUCAUAAUUUAGGGUCAAACCAUUUUUGUAUGGUAUUUCAUUUGAUUAAUCAUGGUCCAAUGUUGGCUUUCGGUUAAUGAAUAUCGUCGGAGAUAAAAAAAAAAGGCUUAUAUUUGUUUUUUCCUUGCGUAGCUAAAACUGCCUAAGCCACUAUUAGUUGUUCAAAAAGUCCGAAUUAGUGACUAGCUAAUAUUCAGCUCUUCAGAAGUUUCGCACCUAGUAAAAAAUUUGGAGGGGAUUUGCAAGGUACACCUCGUCACAAAAAUAACAGUAAGUAUAGAAAUUUUAGCAUAUAAAGACAACAUCUAGAAACUAGAAAAUUUCCUGCCUUCAGUUUCGUUACAUUACAUCUAUAAAUGAAUGUUCUGUGUUGAUGUCUGAUGUUGCUAACAUUUGGUUCUGUCAUGGUCAGGCUUGAUGGUUGACUGACUUGUCCAUGCGUGACGAUCACGCAGCCAUGUCUGUGAAGAAAUCUGUGUCUCUGAAUGGUGGCAGUGCCAUUGCCAACCUUAAGGGCAAGAAAUCUUCAAAACGUAGGCGUUUUGAUCGUCCUUUGUCCUCGGUUGAAUUGUCUAUGGAACCAGGGAAGCAGCUGAAGGACAUGGAUUCCAACAAGUUGAAGGCUGAUAUCAAGAAGUGGGCUAAGGCUGUUGUUGCUUAUGCACGCCAAAUCAGUGGCAGUUUUGGAAAGACUCGUGGCUAACUCACAUUCAACAUGAUGGAAUAGCACUUUGUUGCACAAGGGCAAGAUCACAGACACGGGCAUUGGAUUUUGUUAAUGGAAGAAAUGUUGGUAAAGUAUGAAAAUGAGCUUUACAUUAAAUGGUUGUACCUAGAAAUUUGUGCAUAUUAUAUAUGUUCAAGUGGUGAAUGUAAAUUGUUUCAGAAGCAGGGUGGAUCAAAUGCUUGUCUUUGGGAGGGUCUUGCAUCCAUUUGUGUUAUGAUACCUUUUGUAUCACUGUAAAUAUAUGGUAAAUAUAAUC